AAUAAAAAGGAGCUCGCUUGGAGGACUGCGAGUGAGGAGGUCAGAUUGCCUGACUCUGCUGUGAUGAGUCAUGCUGGUGAACACGGUUGCCAUGACGACGUCUGUUCUAGAAUUAUCGGCAGUUUGGGUCGUCGCUGUGACGAAGAGCGGAACGUUCUGGCCUUGAACGUGCUGUUGCUGGGCAGACGGCAAAGUGGGAGGAGCUCUGUGGGGAAUGCUCUGAUUGGUGGAGAAGAAUUCCAAACCCGCCCCUACCUUUCUGGCGUCUCCACGACAACAGAGUGUAAGCUGCUGAGCAGAACGUUCCGGAACUUUUUCAGAAGGCAGGGGGCGGAGUCUGAUCUCCUUCUGAGAGUGUUAGACACACCUCAACUGACGCUCCGCCCACAUACCUUACAUCAGCUGUGUCCUGAGGGGGUUCAUGUCCUAGUGCUUAUUAUCAGAGCCGACCAGAGCCACGAAGACGCUCACCUGGAGGAGCAGGCACAGUCUCUUCUGGGUCAAGAUUGGCGCCGUCACUCUCUCCUGGUUCUCACCUUUACUGAUCAUUUGAAGAAGGCGGGGCUUCAACCAUCAGACUACCUAGCACUGUCACCUGAUUGGCUGAAAGCUCUUACUGAAGAGGUGGAGGGCGGAGCCUUCUUCAUGGACAAUAGCUGUGAUUGGGCUUCAAUCAGGGGUGGACCGUUGAGGGAGCGAUUGCUCCGCCUCUCAGCCAGGAACCAUCACAAAGCUCUGACGGUUCAGACAGAGGUCUCACUCUGAUAUUAUUUCAGUUCUCACUGAUACAUUUUUGUGUUAAUGUUUUCUGUCGUAGUUUAAAGACGUCAUUCGUUAAGAGGAACACUUGAGGACACAGAUUUGUAUUUUGUCGAGUUUUUAAUCAUAAACAUUGU
This is a messenger RNA of Cheilinus undulatus (humphead wrasse), 896 nucleotides long. RefSeq names its product GTPase IMAP family member GIMD1-like. Bases 64 to 765 code for a protein of 233 amino acids. NCBI's taxonomy places the organism in Eukaryota, Metazoa, Chordata, Actinopteri, Labriformes, Labridae. The record is from RefSeq and is a predicted model, not a curated record. The transcript has 4 exons. Gene Ontology annotation, molecular function: GTP binding.